AUAUAUAUAACAUAAGUAUUUACAUUUCAGUGUUUUACUUAAAAAAAUUCAAAUAUGAAAUAUAUUUUCUUGUUUUUGGUUGCCGCUGCAGCGGUUGUGAAUUCACAAUAUAAUCAACCUAUCAAAGCUAAUUGCCUUAUAAGACGCUUGAAAGAAUGUGCUGAAACCUGGGAAACAUGCCGCGAUAAGCCCGACUCUGAUACUGCUUAUUCUGUUUAUACAUUUAAUGUCGAGCAGCUGAAAUGUUUCAAAGUAGCUGCCCAUCGAAAUUGUGUUCCCACAAAAAAUUGGUUUCUCGAAUAUAACGACUGUAUGAAUUGCGGAGGAUGGUAUUGUAAUGGAUAUUAUGGCCGCAAAUAAUGGCAGAUAUAUCCUGCAAAAUAAUGUAUAGCCCAGUAAAUGAACGGGAAAUUUGGCGAUACUGUGUAAUUUUCAGGGGCAACUCCGAAUUGCAUGAAAAUUUGGAUUUAGGUUCUACUUACCCUCCACUUCAAAGUUGAAAUUGUGCCAUUGGUUGCUUUUACUUGGGGGGUGACAGUCACCCCUUCUCGGGGGUGAAAAAACAUACCUUCAAGAUAAGACCGGAAAUUGAUAAAUUGACUCAUUUGAAGCAACUUUUGUUCUAUACAGUUUUUUACGAAAGUCAAUACUUUUCGAGUUAUUUGCCAUUGAAAAUGUUGAUUUUUCGACAAAAAAACUACGUUUUCAGACGGUUUUUCGCAAAUAACUCAAAAAGUAAAUAUUUUAUCGAAAAAAAUACCCUUAGCAAAAGUGUAGCUUAUAAAAAACCGAAAAAUAUGGUUUAUCAGUAAAGUCUAUCAAUCAAACAAAAACAAAGUUGUAGCUCAUGAAAAAUACGUUCUUAUUCGUCUAAUUCCAAAUCGAAAAUUUUCAAGGUGAAAUCACCGAAAAAUUAAGCACUUUUCGGAAAAAAACCCAUUUAAACUUUUUUAAAGUGUUUAUAAAAAGCUCUGUUUUAAUUGUUAACCAAAAUUUUUGGCAUUAAAAAUAAGCGAGUUACGCUCAAAAUAAAGUUGGCCCUCUUUUUUUGUAAAAAAUCAUGAAAAUCUCGCCGUGUUUAGCUCCCCAAAUGAAAUUAAUCGCUACCGCUUUACAAACAAUUUACUUACCUAUCUAUUUUUUAUAUGAUCUGUCAGUCUCACCGGUUUAAAGUGUUUAUUUUUGAAAGGGUUAUAAUUGAGAAAGCUUGAAUGGGUCACUAAUCACGAGUGUAUGCAAAUUUUGAACAGCCAUAUCUUAACCAAUUUUUGUCUUACGGAGAAACAAAAUGAAACUAGCAUAUUUAUAAUAGCAAAACCUACAUUUUUUUACUCUUUAAGAUUUUUCUUACCACUAAUACUUUUUAAGUUAUUUUGAAAAAAUGAAAUUUUUCAAAAAUUUUUAGAAAAUUUUUUUUUACUAUAAAACCAAAUGUUUUUAAAAAUAAGCACUUCAAACCAAUCAAACUUCAGAUCAUAUAAACAAUACACAUACAGUUAAAAUAGAUGGUAAAGCCAAACAAUUAAUUUCAUUUAGGGUGCUAAAUAGAGGAAGGUUUUCACGAUUUUUUUUACCAAAAAAAAGGGCCAACUUUUUUUUCAGUGUAACUCGUUUAUUUUUGAUGCUGUAAACUUUUGUAAAAAACAAAUAAUAAGCUUUUUUUCGAUACUUUAAAAAUGUUAAUAAGGUUUUCCCGAAAAACGCUUCUUUCUUCGGUGAUUUCGCGUUGAAUUAUUCAAUUUGGAAUUAGACGAAUAAGAACGUAUUUUUCAUGAGCUACAACUUUGCUUCUACUCAAUUUGUAGACUUUACUUGUACACCAUUUUUUUCGUUUUUUUAUAGGCUACACUUUUGCUAAAAAUAUUUUUUUCGAUAAAAUAUUUACUUUUUGAGUUAUGUGGGAAAAACGAUCUGAAAACGUAGUUUUUUUGUCGAAAAAUCAACAUUUUAAAUCGCGAAUAACUCGAAAAGUAUUGACUUACGUAAAAAACUUUAUAGAACAAAAGGUACUUAAAAUAAGUCAAUUUAUCUAUUUCCGGCCUUAUUUUAAACACGCGUUUUUCACCCCCCGAGAAGGGGUAAAUGUCACCCCCCAAGUAAAAGCAACCAACGGCACAAAUUCAACUUUGAAGUGGAGGGUAAGUAGGACCUAAAUCCAAAUUUUCAUGCAAUUCGGAGUUGCCCCUGGAAAUUACACUCCAAAACGGUCAUUUAUUGGGCUAGUAUUGCUUUUCGUACAUUUUACGUUACAUUUGACUUUUUGAUUUCCAUUACAGAAAUGUUUCCUUAAAUAAAAAUAACCAAAUUA
This is a messenger RNA of Diabrotica virgifera virgifera (western corn rootworm), 2308 nucleotides long. RefSeq lists its product as uncharacterized. NCBI's taxonomy places the organism in Eukaryota, Metazoa, Arthropoda, Insecta, Coleoptera, Chrysomelidae. The record is from RefSeq and is a predicted model, not a curated record. The coding region runs from base 55 to 360 and encodes 101 amino acids. The transcript has 2 exons.